This is a messenger RNA of Boleophthalmus pectinirostris (great blue-spotted mudskipper), 766 nucleotides long. RefSeq names its product ENY2 transcription and export complex 2 subunit (gene eny2). Gene Ontology annotation, biological process: poly(A)+ mRNA export from nucleus; regulation of transcription by RNA polymerase II; positive regulation of DNA-templated transcription. Gene Ontology annotation, cellular component: DUBm complex; SAGA complex; nuclear pore. The record is from RefSeq and is a predicted model, not a curated record. The transcript is spliced from 5 exons. NCBI's taxonomy places the organism in Eukaryota, Metazoa, Chordata, Actinopteri, Gobiiformes, Gobiidae. Bases 200 to 487 code for a protein of 95 amino acids. Gene Ontology annotation, molecular function: chromatin binding; transcription coactivator activity.
UGUUUGUAGUCGGAAUGGGUACACGACAGCACGAUCUCACAAAGUUGUGGAUGAAAUAAGAAGCAGUUUUGACUAACACAACAAAUAUAGACGCUUUCAGACAAAGCUCAGCAGUUCGCCGCAUUUGCGUCUUUUGCGCAAGUCUUCUAAAAUUCAGGGAAUGCGGACUAAUCACGUGUGCAACAAACAGUAAGACAUCAUGAACAAAGAGACCAGACUGAAAGCAUCAGUGAACCAGAAGCUGACAGAGAUGGGCGAACGAGAGAGACUAAAGGAGCUUCUGAGAGCCAAACUCACAGAGUGCGGAUGGAAAGAUCAGAUGAAGGCCCAUUGCAAAGAUGUUAUAAAAGAGAAGGGCCUGGAGCAUGUGACUGUGGAGGACUUGGUGGCAGAGAUUACUCCUAAAGGAAGAGCGAUGGUACCUGACAGCGUCAAGAAAGAGCUUCUGCACAGAAUAAGAGCCUUUCUGUCUCAGCAUGCCUCAUAAGAUACACUAUUUUUAGUUAAGUGAUUUUACUUGAUUUUUUUUUUUUUUUUGUACUUGAUUUAGCAGUAUGCUUUGUACAUUUUUAUAUGACUUUAGAUUAUCUAUCAAUGCAGUUGACUCAUUUAUUAGUAACUUCAAUUGAAAUCCUUAACAAUAAUAAAAUUGACUGUUAUAGCCUAUAGAUUCAAAAGAGAAAAGUGGCCUUCUUUGUUGAGAUAGUUAUAUGAUAUGAAUGAGAACUUAUGUUGUUGAGAUAAUAAAAAUACUUUCACAAAAAGA